CGCUCUGAUUGGUCCGCGGGGAUGACGCGCGCGGCGGGGCGGAAGUGGCGGCGCCGACCAUGGACAGCAGUGAUGACAUUGAAGAUGUGUCUCUCUUCGAUGCAGAUGAUGAUGUAUCCAGGAGAUCCAAGAAGUCAAAAAUAAGGCACCCAGUGGCAUCAUUUUUCCACUUAUUCUUCCGGGUCAGUGCCAUCGUUGUGUACCUGCUCUGUGAGCUCUUAACCAGCAGCUUCAUUGCCUGCAUGGUGACCAUCAUCCUCCUCCUGUCCUGUGACUUCUGGGCUGUAAAGAACGUCACAGGGCGGCUCAUGGUUGGCCUCCGCUGGUGGAACCAGGUGGAUGAUGAUGGCAGAAGUCACUGGGUGUUUGAAGCCAGGAAGGUGUCAGCACAAGGGGGUAAAACCUCUUCUGAAGCAGAGUCCCGAAUUUUCUGGCUGGGUCUGAUCACCUGCCCCAUGAUCUGGGUGAUCUUUGCCUUCAGCGCUCUCUUCUCUUUCAAAGUGAAGUGGCUGGCAGUGGUGGUGAUGGGGGUGGUGCUGCAGGGAGCCAACCUCUACGGCUACAUCAGGUGUAAAGUUGGCAGCAGGAAGACCCUGACCAGCAUGGCAACCAGCUACCUGGGGAAGCAGUUCCUGCGGCAGACCAUGGCUACAGAGGACCAAGCAGCAUCCUGAGCAUGGUGGGAGCCUCCAGCCAGGCUGCAUUCCCAGCAGUGACCAACAGAGAAGUUGCUCUGACUAAUUUGGGAGCUGCACACAAGGUGUGAAUCAAAAGAAGUAAAUAAACUGUUCAAGACUUGAGGUUAACACUCCUGGCAACUUAUAUUCCAUUUUCCACUAGCAGUUUGUGUUUAAGUCUUCUCUUUAGUUUGAUUAACAAGAAUUAAUUUGCUUAAACUUUAAAUUAAAAGAUAGCCUGAGUGGGUUCAUAGAGGUUUAGAACUACUGGAUGAGUUUCAAAUGAAUUGCUGGAGAUUCUUCGGAAAAGCCCUGUACGAGCCGAGCCCUGGGAACUCUCCUGCUCCUUCAGCACCGGUGCCUGGGACUUUCAGCUGUGGGCAGAUCUUGCUCUUGGAGGUUGUUGCUGCUUCUGCUACAGGUCAGGGAGGGAUUUUUUGGCCCUGCAUCCCUCAGUGUGUCUGGAAUGGCUCUGAAUGGCUGCAGUGAGCGAAUGGAGCUGCUGGGAAGAUCCCUGAAGUCUCACGGCAGCUGCAGAGGGUGACCUGUGAGCAGGCUCUGCUUUUCUGAAGCAUUCACAGACCUGGAGAACACCCUAAAGCCCUGCGUCUCUGGGAAUCCCUGCAGGCCUGGGCUGUCUGCAGAGUGGCAAGAGCAGGACCAGGUUGCAGGCAGGGGUAGAGAGAGCAGCCCUGGUGUGCCCGGCCUGGCACACCGAGGCCGUGGUGUCCUGGAGGGGACACUGGGGCUGUUCCUGGGGCCAGCAGCGUGUGGGGCUGUGAGUUCCUGGCACACUGGGGCUGGCAGGGUGGCACCUCACGUGCACCCUCUGUUCCAAAGCUCCCCAGCAGUCUGAGCCCUGCGUGGGCUGGCAGUGCUGUGCCUGAGCCCAUCCCUGCACAGGGGCCAGCUCCUCCUCUGCGCUUCUGUCCCUGCAGCUGGUGCUCUACAGCAGCACGUGCUGAGCCUUCUGGCUGAGGAAUUGUACAUGAAGAAUUUACAUCAUGGUUUGUUUUUGUCUCUGGGUGCUGUGCACUGUGGGGUUGCAUUACUCUGGUUUCUGUCCCUCUGCUCUGCAGGACUGGCAGCUGUACAUUUGUUUAACUCUGGAUUGAUACCUUCCUUUUGUAAAUACAUAUUUAUAAAAUCUUGAAAUUAAAAUGCUGCUUUGUUUAACCAG
Molecule: messenger RNA, 1857 nt
Organism: Lonchura striata (white-rumped munia)
Lineage: Eukaryota; Metazoa; Chordata; Aves; Passeriformes; Estrildidae
Gene: TVP23C
Product: trans-golgi network vesicle protein 23 homolog C
Biological process (GO): vesicle-mediated transport; protein secretion
Cellular component (GO): Golgi membrane
Source: RefSeq, a predicted model, not a curated record